This is a messenger RNA of Aethina tumida (small hive beetle), 1404 nucleotides long. RefSeq lists its product as uncharacterized. The coding region runs from base 38 to 1342 and encodes 434 amino acids. NCBI's taxonomy places the organism in Eukaryota, Metazoa, Arthropoda, Insecta, Coleoptera, Nitidulidae. The record is from RefSeq and is a predicted model, not a curated record. Gene Ontology annotation, cellular component: Set1C/COMPASS complex. The transcript has 6 exons.
UUUUUAUCUGUAUUUAUUGUACAUAAAAUUAUUCCCGAUGGAGGUAAACGCCGGCGUUUCUUUUCUGAUAGCUGACAUAGACGAGAGGGUGAGAAAGUUAAAUGAGACCAGAUUGAAACUAACAUCUCAUCACUCGGAGAUCACAUUGCUUCAAGACAAGUUUUCGACCACACAGCAGCAACUAUCUGAUCGAAAAGAAUUUAUCCAGAGUCGAUUGGAAGUUGUCGAAAGGACCGAGCUCAUACAUAAUAUUCUCAACUACAGAAUAUAUGAGAAAAAGUAUGAAUAUCGUAAACUUUCAGACGACUUGCAUAUUCAAAAACAGAAAUUCACAUUCUCAUGUGCCAAAGACAUUCCGGAAGUGGAGGUUGCACAUACAUUAGCAGAAAUUGAUAAACGAUUAAAAAAGGAACAUGAAAGCAUGGAUGUAGAAUUGCAAAAUCUCAAACAACUAAAAAUUGAAGUACAGUCGCAUUACGAAGCCCUUAUUGAUACGCUCGAUGAAGAUUUGGAAAAAAUGAUAAUACUGUACAAUAAUUUAAUUAAUAUCAUAGAGGAGGAAAAAAAGGAUGCGAGUCCUGCAGAUAAAGAUAUAAUUGAGAUAAAUGCAUAUCCCUUUGUAGAUGAGUUUAAAAGUUGUAUCAGUCAAUUUAGAAAAAUGAAGUUAAAUGGGUGGAAAGCAACCCACUAUUCUGAAGAAAAAUUAGCCGCUUUAAUAGAGAAGAAAGGUUUGAGAGUAACCAAAGAGGGACUUCUAAUCACUGAAUCAGGCCGACUAAUAACUUACCAGGAAGCUAAGCAACAAAAUUUACUUGAAGGUGUAGAAAUUGAUCCAGACAGAUUUCCUAUGUUUUUUGAAGAAACCCGUGGGGGUAAAACGGGUUCUACUACUGUUUCGAGUAGAGCAUCAUCAUCUGAUACGGAAAAAAUUGAUUCAGAAGAUGUAGCUUAUUUAAAGGAGAACCUAGGAAAGCCACUGACUUUGGCAUUAGCGGAAAUUACCGCCGUGCAACCUCGCGAUCCGAUUCAUUACUUAGGUCACUGGCUAUUCAAAUUCCGGUACAAUCAGACAAUGACUGAAAUAAAUGAUAUGGAGUUAGAGGCGCUUACCAAUGAAAGAGAUAGAUUGGCCAAAGAGAGAUGGAAAAAAUUCUUGGAAGAGGAAGCUAGAGCUGCCGUUAUGGAUUUAAUAAUGCGUGCUGAACAGCACGCAAUGAAGAGAGAAAUGGAACGAAUGGAAGAACUCGCUGCUAAGGAAGAAGAGGAAUUUGAAGAAGAAAGAAGAGAUGUUCUUGGAGAAUACAAAGGACCACGCUCAAUGCCUCGAAUUAACGGACAGUAAUAUAUACUUUGUAUAUUUUAAAUUUUUUACAAAUAAAUAUUUUUACCUUUCACUGCACUAGA